UUAAUAAAAGCGAAGUGGAAUGUCUGAUCAAGCUCUUCGACACGCUGAUGGCCAAGUCCAGCAACCGCUUCGCUGUGGCCGGCUUUGACCGUAACAUGUUCAGGGACACUCUGCACGGCGCGUUUGGCAUGACAGACGACAUGAUCAUGGACAGAGUGUUCCGCACUUUUGAUAGAGACAACGAUAGCUGCAUCAGUGUGGUGGAAUGGGUGGAAGGCUUAUCGGUAUUUCUUCGGGGGACACUGGAAGAAAGGAUUAAAUACUGUUUUGAGGUUUACGACCUGAAUGGUGAUGGAUACAUUUCAAGAGAGGAAAUGUUUCAAAUGCUGAAAAACAGCCUUCUCAAACAACCAUCAGAAGAAGAUCCUGAUGAGGGAAUUAAGGACUUGGUAGACAUAGCACUGAAGAAGAUGGCAA
Molecule: messenger RNA, 417 nt
Organism: Pelecanus crispus (Dalmatian pelican)
Lineage: Eukaryota; Metazoa; Chordata; Aves; Pelecaniformes; Pelecanidae
Source: RefSeq, a predicted model, not a curated record